CCACUAAUUAAGCCAGAGCUGAAAUUUGAAAGAGCUCUUUCCUUCUUCCACAGGAAAUAUCCCUUUUCACCUAAACCACUACAAACUUCAUCUUCUUGGCAUCCAAUAGAAGAAGAUGGGGGCACCUUGCAACUCCUUGGGUGAACCAUUCUCCAGAAGUUUCAAGGGUCUCAUUGUUUGGUGCAUUUUGCUUUCAUUGACCCUAUGUUCGUUGGCUACUGCUACUUCUAAUAAGACUAGAUCACUCCAUUUUUACAAAUGGGAAGUGGAGUACAUGUACUGGUCUCCAGAUGGGUUAGAAAAUGUUGUUAUGGGCAUCAAUGGCAAGUUUCCUGGACCAACGAUCCGGGCUAGAGCUGGAGAUACAGUUCAUGUGCAUCUCACAAACAAACUCCACACCGAGGGAGUUGUCAUUCACUGGCAUGGAAUCAGACAGAAAGGAACGCCAUGGGCAGAUGGGACUGCUUCCAUUUCGCAGUGUGCUAUUAACCCCGGAGAAUCCUUCGAUUACAGGUUCACAGUCGACAGGGCAGGAACAUAUUUCUACCAUGGACAUUAUGGAAUGCAAAGGUCAGCAGGGUUGUAUGGGUCCCUCAUAGUGGAUGUUGCAGAAGGAGAGAAAGAGCCUUUCCACUAUGAUGGCGAGUUUGACUUGUUGCUAAGUGAUUGGUGGCAUGAAAGUGCUCAUCACCAAGAAGUUGGCCUUUCUUCCAGACCAAUGCGCUGGAUUGGUGAACCCCAGACCCUGCUCGUAAAUGGAAGAGGUCAGUAUGGAUGUUCCCUAGCGGCCCACUAUAGCAACAACUCCUCUCUCAGUCAGUGCAAUGUAACAGGACAUGAGCAAUGGGCACCCUAUAUCCUGCAUGUGGAUCCAAACAAGACCUAUAGAAUAAGACUUUCUAGCACCACUGCUCUGGCUUCUCUCAACUUGGCCAUUGGGAAUCACAAAAUGCUGGUGGUGGAAGCAGAUGGAAAUUAUCUCCAGCCAUUUGAGACUGAUGACCUAGACAUUUAUUCCGGUGAGAGCUACUCAGUGUUAUUAAAAACAAGUCAAGACCCCUCACAAAACUACUGGAUCUCUUUUGGUGUAAGAGGAAGAAAGCCUCAAACCCCACAAGCCCUAACUAUACUAAACUAUAAAACCAACUCUGCAUCAAAAUUCCCUCUUUCUCCACCUCCUGUAACUCCUAGAUGGGAUGAUUAUGCUCACAGCAAGGCAUUCACUAACAAAGUCAAGGCCUUGGAUCACAAAACAAUCCCAAAACCUCCAUCAACUUACCACCGUAGGAUCAUCCUACUAAACACUCAAAACAAGAUGAAUGGCUAUACUAAGUGGUCUAUCAAUAACGUUUCCCUCUCAUUACCUGCCACUCCUUACUUGGGGUCCAUAAGAUUUGGACUACAAAAUGGUUUUGAUCAAACAAAGCCACCUGAGAGUUUCCCAGUACAGUACGAUGUUAUGAAGCCACCGGGUAACCCCAACACCACUACUGGGAAUGGGGUUUACAUGCUUAGUUACUAUAGCACAGUGGACGUGAUACUUCAAAAUGCUAAUGCAUUAGCUGAGAAUGUUAGUGAAAUCCACCCGUGGCAUUUGCAUGGACAUGAUUUCUGGGUGUUAGGGUAUGGAGAAGGGAAGUUUACAAAAGAUGAUGAGAAGAAAUUUAACAUGAAGAAUCCACCUUAUAGAAAUUCUGCAGUGAUAUUUCCCUAUGGAUGGACUGCACUAAGGUUUGUGGCAGAUAAUCCAGGAGUAUGGGCUUUCCAUUGCCAUAUUGAGCCACAUUUGCAUAUGGGCAUGGGUGUGGUUUUAGCUGAGGGUGUCCAACGUCUUCCUAAGAUUCCUAAGGAGGCUCUUUCUUGUGGUUUGACUGGGAAGAAGUUCAUGACUGGAAACAAUUUGGGCUAAGUUAAUGCCAUCGAUCGAUCUUUUAGCUAUGGCUUUAUUAUAUGAUUUUCUGUAUGCUAUUGUAAUAUGCAACUUGGAGUCCAUCAAAUAUCGUAUGACUUGCCAGAGAGGGUGAGGGAAUGUGCUUGUCUUUUCUUUUUGGUUAAAUGUGCUUCUCAAAGGGAGAGAAUAUGUAUCUUAGCUACCGUAUUUAUAAGGUAUUCGGAAUCUGAUGAUGUUUUUAUUAUCAAUGUUAUUAUUAUUUUAAGGUA
This is a messenger RNA of Populus trichocarpa (black cottonwood), 2160 nucleotides long. RefSeq names its product L-ascorbate oxidase. NCBI's taxonomy places the organism in Eukaryota, Viridiplantae, Streptophyta, Magnoliopsida, Malpighiales, Salicaceae. Gene Ontology annotation, cellular component: plasmodesma; extracellular region. The record is from RefSeq and is a predicted model, not a curated record. The transcript is spliced from 5 exons. The coding region runs from base 116 to 1909 and encodes 597 amino acids. Gene Ontology annotation, molecular function: oxidoreductase activity; copper ion binding.